Messenger RNA from Pelobates fuscus (common spadefoot toad), 996 nucleotides. RefSeq names its product uroplakin 2 (gene UPK2). Bases 1 to 540 code for a protein of 179 amino acids. The record is from RefSeq and is a predicted model, not a curated record. The transcript has 5 exons. Lineage: Eukaryota; Metazoa; Chordata; Amphibia; Anura; Pelobatidae.
AUGUAUGACUCUGAUGGAGCAAUGACCAAUUUGGCAAAAAUGUGGGCUCUGACAGAACCCAACAUUGAGGCUCAAAACACAACUCUGUCAUCUGAUGUCCUUGCUAAUGUAUAUGCAAGAUCUGCAAUCAUUGCUUUGCCAGGAUGCACAUACUCCGGGAAAUCAGCAAAUCUGACAGUAAUCAACACCAUCAACAGCACCGCUUCAACCAAUAUCAAUUUCACAGUGCCACAGUGCCGCCUGAAACGUGAUCUUGUUGUGGUAAAUAGCGCUGCGUCCGGUAACGUACAGACUGUCAAUGUGGGUUACCAGGUUAAAAGUCUGCUUCCAAGCACCAAAUAUGUGGCCUACUAUACUGUUGAAAAUACAAUUUUCACAAAUAUAUCCUUCACAACAAAUUCUGACAGUGCUUCGCCCAGUGAUACCUUUGCUCGAAGUGGUGGAAUGGUGGUGAUCACGGUCCUAUUAUCUAUUGCAAUGGUCCUGCUAGUUGUUCUCCUUAUUCUUGUUCUUGUGAUGAAAGGGGGCUUAAAGAAAUAAACACAUGAAGGGACUUGGUUGUGUUAACAAGAUAUCAUAUGGAUCUAUUACGACAUUUACUCUCUAGAACACAGUUGACCCAGAGGGUGAUUGAUUGGGUAUUCACGAGCAUGGCAUAAUUAAUUGUGUCGAUGCAUGGGUUUUUUUCAACAGUAGAUUACCCAGUCCCAUGUUCAACUAUUUGUUUUGUGCUUUACUGUUGAUUUAAAUAUUUUGUUACAUUUUUGUAUUGUGUUUUUUUUUAUAUACAAUCUAUGGAUUUGUGUUAGAUUUUGUCACUGACUCGAGUUACUGCAUGUUAUUACUGAAAUUAGACAUCCAAGGACUAGCAGUGACAUAAUGUAUAAAUAUGUCAAUAUAUGAUAUAUCCAGUUAGUUGGUCUAAACUAGAGUGCACAAUUCGAGACUUUUCUGCUCUUGCUCUGCCUUUCAGUAAAGCUAGACUCAUUUAACUAA